Penaeus vannamei (Pacific white shrimp) is the source of this 1982-nucleotide messenger RNA. The record is from RefSeq and is a predicted model, not a curated record. NCBI's taxonomy places the organism in Eukaryota, Metazoa, Arthropoda, Malacostraca, Decapoda, Penaeidae.
ACCCCCCUGCAGUCCCCCCUGGCGCCAACAAGAACCCUGGUGCUGCGGGUUGUGCAACAGAGACGCUCGGCCGAAGCGUCGGCGGUCCAUUGAGAAAACUCCCGCCUUCACCAUUCAGACGAUGUACUCAGUCCAGACCGAAGAAAACAAAAUGGCGGCCGGCGGCGACGCGACUCGGGAGCCAAACCGCCGAGAGGUGCACGAGUCGGCCGCUUCAGGAGACGGGGCCGGGAGUCUGUCUUCAGUCGCGACUCAGAUGACUGUUUUGAGUGCCAGGAGCCUCGUUUCAGACGACAGCGCCUCCGUCAGCACAGUCGUCCUAGAGGCCAAUUCGAACCAGGCGUUUGAGGACUACGCCGAAGAACGGGUUUCUGGGAAAUCCGACGAAGAGGGGUCUCUGAAGUCUGAAGAACGGGUUUCUGUGAAAUCUGACGAACAGGGGUCUCUGAAAUCCGAAGAACAGCUGUCCGUCGACUCCCUAUCGAGCGGCUGUUCCCACGAGCGGUGCCAACUCUGCCUCCCCAAAGGACUAUCCUCAAGACCUCCCAACACGGGGCUUCCUACUCCUUCCACGACUCCCACAGGCACGACGCCGAGGCAGUCCCCAUCCCCCAGGAGGUCUUACGCCUCGAGCUCCAACGGCGAGGAACGAGAGAUUGAAAGCACGGCGCUGUAGGUUAGGCCGGAGGUGUUGGCGGUAUGGAUGAAGGUACUUUCUCCAAGUCCCUGGCCACAGCUGACGAGGAAAAGGGGUGUUGGAAGUAUUACUUUACUCUCUCUCUCUCUCUGUGUCUCUCUCUAUCUGUGUGUGUGUGUGUGUGUGUGUGUGUUCUGUGUGUGUAUGUGUUUGUGUGUAUGUGUUUUCUGUGUGUGUGUGUUUGCUUUACCGUUGUGUUCCAAAUAUUGAUUUGGAACUGGUCAGCCUUUCUUCAUAAGUUGAAUUCGCGAUGAAAUUGAACCUGUGUUGAUUCUUCUUACAAAUCCUCGCACGCAAAACUCGCAAAAUGUUACUAAAGGAGUGAUUCAAAAUAGAAAGAACGAAUAAUGAUAAUAAUCAACACCAUUAAUGAUAAUAAUGUAUGCCUCACUGAUACAAGAUUAUCUCGCCAAGAAGGAAAAAAAUAUCCCAUUUAUCAGCAACAUAUAUUCUUGAUGAUAUGUUGCAGCUGAGAAAUGCCUGCUGUCAUUGAGUGUGACAAAUAAAUAAUCAUGCUCUGCAAUUAUUCUUUAAAUAGAGUUGUUAAAUUCUUAAACAGCUUUUUGCUAUAUGAAAAGCAUAUUGAGAUUGUUCAAUAAAUGAGCAUUUUUAUUGUUAAAGUGCUUAAUUUAUGACAAAAAAUAUAUGUACCAUAAAAAUUGACAGAUAAAAAUAAUUCUUGCUUUAUAUCAGCUGUUUUAGAUUCCCAAAAUAUAUAAAAGUGAUACUGAGAUCGUCUGGUAUAUCAACAAUGCUUGUAUUAUUGCUAAAAUGUUUCAUAAAAAAGUAUAUCUGUCAAAAAAUACAGGAAGCAAAAGAGGUAAACAGUAGCUUACCAGUGCAGUUUACAAGACACUGACGAACUACAUGUAUAUAUGUGUAUAUACUAACUCUAACCCUAUAAUAUUAGUUUUUCUGCAUCUUCUAUUUUCUAUAAACACAUAUUCUAGAACCAUAUUAUCCAUACUUUUAUAUAAUUCGUGUUUAGGUUAUUCUUUAAAAUUAUAUUCUUAAGCCUCUCCCUGUGGAUAAUUAAUGACACGGAUUUAAUAUUCUGUUUUAUAAUGUUAAUUCGACAAAUCUUUAUAAUGUUUUUUUUCUUAGAUAUUCUUAAACCUAUAUACUUCGUUUCUGUGAUAAAAUAUAUGGAUUGUAAUAAAGAAAAGGUAAGCAUCAUGUGGUAGAAUGUUUUGUUUGUAAUUGUUUGCUCUUAAAUUGAAGUGUUUUUGAUUAGUAAGAAUGUGUAUUUUACGGCAUGAUGCUUCUUUGUAGCAAUAAGUUUUUU